Molecule: messenger RNA, 4659 nt
Organism: Vidua chalybeata
Lineage: Eukaryota; Metazoa; Chordata; Aves; Passeriformes; Viduidae
Gene: NR4A3
Product: nuclear receptor subfamily 4 group A member 3
Exons: 7
Coding region: 112-1941 (609 amino acids)
Biological process (GO): cellular response to corticotropin-releasing hormone stimulus; regulation of transcription by RNA polymerase II
Cellular component (GO): nucleus; transcription regulator complex
Molecular function (GO): RNA polymerase II cis-regulatory region sequence-specific DNA binding; zinc ion binding; nuclear receptor activity
Source: RefSeq, a predicted model, not a curated record
UCCGCAGAGAGGUCCCAGCCGGCACCCACCCCGCCGCCGCCGCCGCCGCCCGCCGCCGCCUCCGUCCGCACCUCCAGCCCCACCAUUCAGCGCGCAAGAUACCCACCAGAUAUGCCCUGUGUGCAAGCGCAGUAUAGUCCUUCACCGCCCGGUUCGAAUUAUGCAUCCCAGACCUACGCGUAUGGCUCGGAGUACAGCUCAGACAUCAUGAACCCUGACUAUGCCAAGCUGACCAUGGACCUGAGCAGCACCGAAAUCACUGCCACUGCCACCACCUCCCUUCCCAGCUUCAGCACCUUUAUGGAGGGUUACUCUGGCAGCUAUGAGCUCAAGCCUUCCUGCCUCUACCAAAUGCAAACUGCCUCCUCUGGCCAGAGGCCCCUCAUAAAGAUGGAAGACACCCGGCUGUCCCCAUACCAGCCCUCACUGCCCCCAUCUACAGAUGAGGGGAUGCCCAGCACUUCCAUGUACUUCAAGCAAUCCCCACCCUCCACGCCCACCACGCCUGGCUUCCCUGCUCACCAGGGCCUGUGGGACGAGCCCCCGCUGCAGCCCACGCAGACCUGCCUGCCCCCCGGCCACCUGAUGGACGCCGCCCCCAUGAAGACCGUGCCUCCACGCUUCCCUCUCUUCCACUUCAAGCACUCGCCUCCGCACACGCCGUCCGCGGCCGCCCACAUGUGCUACGACCCUGCCUCGCUGAGCCUGCCCCUGGGCUCCGACAGGCCGGCCGCCAGCCAGGCUCCCAUGGAGGGCCAUUCCUACGGGCUCCACCUGGCCAAACGACCAGCCACCUUAGCCUUCUCACCGCUCGGCCUCAACGCAGCCACCUCCAGCCUGAUGGGGGAGAGCAGCGGGAGCGGCAGCAGUGGCCUCCCGUCUCCUCCCAGCAGGAGCUCUUCGUCCGGGGAAGGCACCUGCGCUGUCUGUGGAGAUAAUGCCGCCUGCCAGCACUACGGGGUGCGGACAUGUGAGGGCUGCAAGGGCUUUUUCAAGAGAACAGUUCAGAAAAAUGCAAAAUAUGUUUGUCUGGCAAAUAAAAACUGCCCAGUGGACAAGAGACGUCGUAACAGAUGCCAAUACUGCCGGUUCCAGAAGUGUCUCAGUGUUGGCAUGGUUAAAGAAGUUGUCCGUACCGACAGCUUGAAAGGGAGAAGAGGUCGACUGCCUUCCAAACCAAAGAGCCCCUUACAGCAAGAACCCUCUCAGCCCUCCCCGCCCUCUCCUCCCAUCAGCAUGAUGAAUGCCCUCGUUCGAGCUUUAACCGACUCCACGCCCAGGGAGCUGGACUAUUCAAGAUACUGUUCCACUGAUCAGGCUGCUGCAGGCACAGAUGCAGAACAUGUACAACAGUUCUAUAAUCUUCUGACUGCCUCAAUUGACAUAACUAGAGGCUGGGCAGAAAAAAUCCCAGGAUUUACUGACCUCCCAAAAGAAGAUCAGACAUUACUCAUAGAAUCAGCUUUUUUGGAGCUGUUUGUACUAAGACUCUCCAUCAGGUCUGAUACUGCUGAGGAUAAGUUUGUAUUCUGCAAUGGACUCGUGCUUCAUAGACUUCAGUGCCUUCGUGGAUUUGGGGAGUGGCUCGACUCUAUUAAAGACUUUUCCUUAAACUUAAAGAGCCUUAACCUUGAUAUCCCAGCCUUAGCAAGUCUAUCAGCUCUAACUAUGAUUACAGAACGACAUGGAUUAAAAGAACCAAAGAAAGUGGAAGAGCUAUGCAACAAGAUCACAAGCAGUUUGAAAGAUCACUUAACUUUCAGUUGCCAAAACAAAGGACAACCACUUGAGUCUGCGGAGCCGAAGGUACUGGGUGUUCUGGCUGACUUGCGUUCUCUCUGCACACUGGGACUGCAGCGCAUCUUUUACCUGAAACUGGAAGAUUUGGUGCCAGCCCCUUCCAUCAUCGACAGGCUGUUUCUGGACACCUUACCCUUCUGAGUCAAACCACCCUCCUGAGAGGCAAACGCCCGCCAGAGCAGGCAAACGGAUUGUGACUUACAGCUAACAUUUCUGCCCUCACUUAACAGAAAAGCCGCUCCGAGUCUAACAUGAGGUCUUUUCUGGCGCUUUGUCCUUACAACCUGAGGCCUGAAACUUACUGGCUUACUGGUUUGGGGUUGUGUUCUUUGUUUUCUUUUGUGUGAGUUGGGUUUUUUAAAUGGCUAAUAUGGCACUUUUGGACAAUGCUAUCCCAGCAGCAGUAAAAGGUUAACAUGACUGUUUUAAAUCUGUUGUUUAACACCUCAUGGUCUAUGAGGAGUAAAAUUGUAGAAGCUGUGUUUGAAAGAACAGCAAAUUGUUGUUUGCCAGGGUAGUAUGUGUUUUGUGAGGAUACCUUUAGCAUACUUCCUGCAUCAAGGGCACAUACAUCAGCACAAUCUAAACAAAAAUUCACUUUUUUAGCAAAGUACAUUCAAUUAAACAUUUCAUACGAAUCAAAUAUAGCAAAAUGACAAUGGCUGUUAGCUCCCAUGUUCAAGUGCAAUUUUUUAAAGUGCUGUCUUACUAAGUCUCGUUUAUUAACUAAUUUAUUUUAUUAGGAAAACAAACAGAAGAAAUCAAGGGAGAAAAUUACAUGCACUAACUUACCUGACAGAGUUUUCCAAACUUGAUUCCAUGUAGCGUGACUUAUUGACAAAUGUAUGUGGAAGACACGGGAGCAAUUGUGGCUCAGUUGUUCCUUAGCUAAGGAAACCCGAGUAAGUAGUGAUUGGAGCAUACAGGGUCAGUAUCAGGGAUAGUUCAGUUCUAGACUUCUAACACAAGCGACUUGUUAGUAAACAGACAGAGGAUGGUUUUCAAGAACAAGCAAGUCUUGUAAAAUAGUAUGAAUGUAAGUGCUAGGAAGGAUAUAGUGGGCUGCGUUUAAACAUUCCGUGUUCGUACUCCUUUUUGUAUGUUUAUACUGUUGAUGCCAUAUUAAUAUGAGAUAAUUUGUUGCAUAGUGUCUUUAUUUGUAUAAAUGUUUGUAUGCAUGGUAUAUUGUAAUGGCUUUGCCUGUAUUUAUUGCAAUGACUGCCAGCUCAUGGGAACCCUGUUACACAUGAUAACUAAAUGGGGUGUUCACACUGACUCAGAUACACCAGUUGGAAAACUAUAUACAUAUAUAUAAUGUGUAUGUAUAUAUAUGUAUAUACCUAUAUUUGUGUGCGUGUGUGUGUGCGCGUGUCUUUUUAUUAACCAUUUGUAUAUAAAAUAUCUGUCAAAUCACAAGCAGAGUUAUUUUACAGUUUAUUUGCAGUGACUUCUAAGGCAGUACUGUUUAGCACUUUGAUAUUAAAAUCUUGCUCAUGUUUUGGUAAAUUCAAAUAAUAUUUAAAAAAUUCAGUUCUGAAAAACUUUAUAUGCACUGUAUUAAGUCAAAAUUUUGUUGGUCAUUUUGCUAAAGAAAUUUUUGAAUGUCAACCUGAUGUCACUGUAUCUUUUGUUAGCUUUAAACAUUCUAGCUUUUGUCUUUUUUUAAACUAUGCUGUUUAUAUGGAAAUUAAAUUAUACAAUCAAACAGAUGCCAAAUGAAUUGCCUAAUUGCUGCAAAGGAUAACCCAGAUAUCGAGUCACUGUAUGGUUUUCAAAAAGUAAUCUGGUAUUUUAUCACUUACUAUGUUUGGAUGUGCUUUUAUGAAAAAAUUAUUCUUAUAUCAAGAUUUAUAGUAGUGUCAAUAGGGAAACAGACUUCUAAUCACUAUAGUUAAUAUUUCUGGUUUACCUGCAGAUAAUAUUUGGAGAAGUAUUGCUUUUUGUAUUGACUUUUAAGCUUAUGUGCAAACAUAAUAGCAUAAUUAAAUAUCAGAGAAGCUAAUGUUUCUUGUAGGUUGCUGUAACAAGCCUGACCAGCAAGACAAAUAUAUUUUGACUGAAUUUGCUUUUGUAUAUACUAAAUAUAUAUAUAUACAUAUAUAUAUAUAUACACUCACAACAUGUGCGCAUACAAAAACAUACAGACAUAAAAUCCAAAAAAAAGAAUGUUUGCUUUCGUCUCCUUGUGUAAGACACAAGGUCCCUUGAGAAAUUACUUUUAUCUAAGGACAAAUCCUGCCAGGUGCUGAGCACCAGCCAGACAAGGGCUUGCAGGAGCUUUUUUGCGAGCGUGCCCGUAUCAAGGAUUUUGAAGCAAAUCAGCAUAGUACAGUAAAAUUGCUUUUUUGUUGAGCAAGGUUUAUUUAUUAAGUGGAAUGUGAGUGGGAGGAAGCAGGUUGAGAGCCCCGUGUGAGAUUUCACGUAGUCUGUGUCCUCCAGUCUUCCAUAGAUAGUCUUAGCUGUGAUACUCUCCCAAAUCCCAUCAUCUGUGGAAUUGUCCUUCAUGUCAACUUCAAUACACUGAUUCAUCCUAGAGUACAACCGGUGACCUGUCACAGUGGUAAAAGAAAGAGUUAAUGCAGAAUAAAUCUACUACUAUUCUUAGAGCUCUCUCAGUGUGAACAUGCCUUUGUCUAGGCAGAAUUCAGGAAUAUAUCAGGUGUUAAGGGAGAGUGCCUUGCUUUUAUUUCAGACAACAGUGUCUCAAGAGUUUCUUCACUCAGCUAACCACAGUACUUUCUUUCUUUUUUAUUUCUUUUUUUUUUUUUUUGUGGUGUUAACCUGUGGGUUGAAAGAAAUGCUCAUGUACAUAUACAAUGUAAAUUAAAAUUAUUAAAUUGAAUAACAUUUUUUUCAGAG